Argentina anserina (silverweed cinquefoil) is the source of this 1628-nucleotide messenger RNA. RefSeq lists its product as uncharacterized. The transcript has 7 exons. Bases 82 to 1584 code for a protein of 500 amino acids. The record is from RefSeq and is a predicted model, not a curated record. Lineage: Eukaryota; Viridiplantae; Streptophyta; Magnoliopsida; Rosales; Rosaceae.
GCAAAGUUGGCACUCCGACCAUUUGAAGAUAGGAGGAGGUGUGUGGUUUUGUAGAAACAUAUCUGAAAUAGAAGCUGAGUGAUGGGUGUUUGUGUCUCAAAGCCGAGUGAAACUAUCAAAGCUCAGACGAAAAAAGUCGAGAGACAUGGCAGAGGCCGACUCCGACGACGGGGAAGGAAGAGCAAGAAGGUAGCCUCCACCGUUAUGAACUCGGACAUUCCUGCUCCGACGAGACGGUCUGUUAGUGAGUUUGUGCAUCUAGAUUUUGAGAAGGGUGCUGCAACCACUUGUAAAAGAUCUGAGGUUUCCAACGGCACAUUUCAUCUAACUCAGCUUCAAUGGAACCACAGUCAAAUUGAUGCUAAUGGUGGGAAAUGCCAAGGACCUGAGACAUGGUUUGACUCGCAUACUAUACUUGAUUCUGAUUCAGAUGAUGACUUUGCUAGUGUACAAGGAGAUACAUUUCCUCCUAUGGUAGUAAGUAAUGGAAUUGGAAGCAUUCCAAACAGUCAAUUGGUCCAGUAUGAAAGUGCAGCAUGUAUCGUAGAUAAUGGAGGCAAGUAUGAAGGGUUUUAUGAAAGUUAUCUGAAAAUCGAUGGACCUGGUGCACGCCAAUCAGUAGAGAAAACCCAAGUCAGUUAUAUUGACAAGAACCAGCCUAUGCCAUCUUCAGUCAUAAUGCUUUCCUAUAAGAGACAAUCCAUUGACAACCCUGAAAGGACUUCAUGUGCUUCUGAUCAGAAGUACUUAUUCCGUCCUAAAGCGGCACUACGCAUUCCUUGUUCACCGAUAGAGAAGCCAAUUCCAGGAUCCUGGUCUGAAAUAUCGCCUUCAGUCUUCAAAAUCCGCGGAGAGAACUAUUUCAAAGACAGACAGAAGUACCCUGCUCCAAAUUAUAGCUCAUAUGUACCAAUUGGUAUUGAUAUGUUUAUCUGCCCAAAGAAGAGAUAUCACAUUGCUCAGCAUCUUGAACUUCCUUCUGUAAAACCACACGACAAAGUUCCUUCCCUCCUCAUUGUUAAUAUACAGUUGCCUACAUAUCCUACUUCAGUGUGGGGUGAGUGUGAUGGUGAAGGCAUGAGUCUUGUACUAUACUUUAAAGUUAGUGAAAAUUUUGACACAGACAUAUCUCCUCAGUUUCAAGAAUUCAUCAAGAGAUUUGUUGAGGAUGACACUGAAAUGGUUAAGGGGUUCGCAUCAGAGUCAUCGGUUCCUUUUAGGGAAAGACUAAAAAUUUUGGCCGGAUUGGUGAAUCCAGACGAGCUCCAACUGAGUGCUACUGAGAAGAAGCUUAUAAAUGCUUAUAAUGACAAACCAGUGCUUUCCCGUCCUCAACACAAUUUCUUCAGGGGACCUAAUUACUUUGAGAUUGACUUAGACAUACACAGGUUCAGCUACAUCUCCAGGAAAGGGCUUGAAUCAUUCAGAGACAGGUUGAAGAAUGGGGUAGUUGAUUUGGGACUAACAAUUCAGGCACAAAAACAAGAAGAACUACCGGAGCAAGUCUUGUGUUGUAUGCAGCUGAAUAGAAUUGAUUUUGUAAACCAUGGUCAAAUACCUACUCUUGUUACCAUGGACGACUGACUUGGACAAGCCCCUACUAUAGCGUCCUGGAGGGUUUGCCAUAG